Amaranthus tricolor (Joseph's coat) is the source of this 6370-nucleotide messenger RNA. RefSeq names its product probable hexosyltransferase MUCI70. The record is from RefSeq and is a predicted model, not a curated record. Lineage: Eukaryota; Viridiplantae; Streptophyta; Magnoliopsida; Caryophyllales; Amaranthaceae. Bases 499 to 1908 code for a protein of 469 amino acids. The transcript is spliced from 12 exons.
CAAAAGUUCUAUUUUCCAUCGUGGUGCUAUCGCCAUACCUUAUUUUCCAAAGAGCCAAACUCAAACCCAAACCAAACCCUUGCUCUUUUGUUGAACCCAGAUUCAAUAUCCCAAACCCUCAAUUUUCUGCCCCCUCUUGUCUUUUCUUUCUGUUAAAAGAUUCACCUAUCAAAACCCGUAUAUCGCCAUUUUUGGUUUCUCGGUUGCAAGCUUAAAAAGGGUUUAGAGCAGCGGUGUUUUUGUUGAAUGUCAUUAUCUUGAUGCUUAUGAUUGCGUUUUGGAACUGAAUUCUUUAUCACUUUCGAGAGACUAAAAUGGAAUAAUCUUCAAAUUGCAAAGAAUUCUAUGUGGAGAAGGAACCAAUGAUUUCGAUAGUUUAUCAAUAAUUGGAGGAAAAAACCUGCCAAGAAGCCCCUCAGAUAUUAAUUGCAGACUGUAACAUUAUUGCAGAGAUGAGGUGGUUAUUGUCAAGAUGAUGGUGUUUUGUGUUAAUAUAUAAUGGCCAGUAAAUACCAAAGAGAUGUAAUUGCCAGUGUGGGUUCCAAAUUUAUUGAAAGAGGUGAUGGUGUCCCUAUUCGGGUUGCUCGUAGGGCUAAGAGGUUUGGUUGGAUAAGUCGACAAAGACUUUCAAUUUGGUUGUUCCUAAUUGGAGCUUUAUUCUUCAUAUGCUUCACAAUUUUCAGUGUUAAGGUGCACUUUCAUGGUGAGAAGGAAGAUGCCAUGCCGUCUUUCUUCAACAUGAAAAAAGGAGGCGUUGAAAGCAAUGUUACCAUGAAGGAAGGGAACAUGUCUUAUUUUUCCAAAGUGCCUAAAAUAGGCCUCCGGAGCAGUCUUACCAAAAGAAAGAGGUCCCCAAAACAUUAUCCAUGUGAUGUUGCAUUUGCGAAGUCUGUUGAGUAUAUUUUGGAGCCGAAAGAUUAUUUAAACUUCACAGAUUUUACUCUGGACUAUGUUCAUAAAGAGGAUAAAUCUUUUAUAACAAGCCCAUACAGUCUCAGAUUUGCUGGUCAUCAGACUCUUGAAGAACGGGAAGACUCUUUUUAUGCGAGAAAUCAAACACUGCAUUGCGGAUUUGUAAAAGGAUCUAAUGGGAUGGAAAGUACCGGAUUUGAUUUGGAGGAGAAGGACCAGAUGUAUAUGAAUACAUGUACAGUUGUUGUGUCGUCUUGCAUCUUUGGGAGUUCUGAUUUUUUAAGGCGACCCACAAGUAAAUUGAUCAGUGAAUAUUCAAAGACACAUGUCUGUUUUGUUAUGUUCCUGGAUGAGGAAACAUUGUUGAAAUUGUUUUCAGAAGGUAACAUUCUUGAUGAGAGAGGUUACAUGGGUUUAUGGAGAAUAGUAGUUGUUAAAAAUUUGCCUUAUGAUGACAUGCGGAGAACUGGGAAGGUGCCGAAGCUUCUAGCGCAUCGCUUAUUCCCAUCUUCUAGGUAUUCUAUUUGGCUUGAUAGCAAGAUGCGGCUUAAUGCUGAUCCUUUGUUAAUUCUGGAGCACUUCCUUUGGCAAACAAAAUCAGAGUAUGCCAUCUCAAAGCAUUAUGAUCGUCAAUGUGUGUGGGAGGAAGUGCUUCAAAAUAAACGUCUUAACAAGUAUGACCAUACUGCAAUUGAUGAGCAGUUUAAAUUUUACCAAUCUGACGGGCUAACCAAGUUCAAUGCAUCUGAUCCUCAUAUGCCUCUUCCCAGUUAUGUGCCUGAAGGUUCCUUUAUAAUCAGGGCCCAUACACCUAUGUCAAAUCUCUUUUCAUGCCUCUGGUUUAAUGAAGUUGAUCGUUUUACUUCUCGUGAUCAACUGAGUUUUGCGUAUACUUAUCUGAAAUUGAAGCGAACAAAUCCUGUUAGACCAUUUUUUCUUCAUAUGUUCCAGUUCUCGACCAUCGAAGGAAGAAAUGCACCCUGGAAUUCGCAAUAAUUGGUUGCAACUGCUUGUGAAACAGAGUACAGCUUAGCAAUAAUUGUCUCUUGAGGCAUGGGUGUAUGUGGGUUAGGAUUGUGAGCGCAGAGCAUUGGUAAAGUUAUUUCGGCAUAGGGAUGCAAUGUCUCCUCCAACUUCGCCUUAAUAAAAACAAUGUUAUUUUAACUUUUGUCGCGCAGUUGUUCAUUGCUCGAUGUACCGCCAUAUUCUCAGGUAGACAGAUAUAUCUUGUCUGCUUCAUUAUUUUGAUGUUGUCCUGGUUUCGGCAUAUUCAGCAAUUCCUAGACGAAACAGAUUGGUGCCUCUUGUGGAGAUUUAUUAUGCACAGGUUCAUCCUCUGAGAUGCAAUUGCACCAGUUGAAUGGGUCUGCUCAAGAAACCUCCUAUAGCAUUGGACAUUAUUCAGGUUUAAACCAACAUUUGUAGUUUUCGUUAAUAAGUUGUUUUUUCGGCAAUCUAGGAGAGUAUUUUUUUUUUGAAAAGUUAUUUAAAUUUCUGUGUAUGUACAAGAAAUGAAUAAGUUUAUCACAAAUUCUUGUGAGAGACGGUCUCUUCGAGAGACAAUCUUCAAUUGGGCCGGUUCAUUAUAUAUUUUUUAAAAUAUUGUAAGUAGACAUUUAAGAUAUUAAAAGUAGGUAUUAAGAAUAUGGUAAGUAAGCAUUAAGAAUAAUGUAAGUAUGCAUUAAGAAUAUGGUACGUAGACAUUAAUUUUUAAUGGGUUGGGUUUGAGAUACGUCUCUCAAAGAGACGGUCUCUCAAGAGACUAGCUGUAAGUUUAUAAUAACUGCUAAAGCAGGAAUGUUAUGAUGGUAAAAACUUAAGAUUUGCUGUCCAUAUUUAGUAGUAGGAGCUACUGGACUUUAAAGCGAAUGACCUAUAGUGCAAAUAUAUAUAUAUAUAUAAAAUUGCGAAUGAUGUUCACUAUUAAAGGUUGAUCAUUUAUCAUUCUGUUUUCUACAAGUGUAAAGCUGUGUUAUCUAGUCCUCUCAAGCCCUUUUAGGUGUGAGUUUAUGUGAAGAUGGUCAUUAAAGGACAAUAGCAUAAAUUAGUAAUUGAUUUUAAUUUGACCUGAUUUUAAAAAUGAAUUUACAAUUAUGUAAAAAAUUAAUAUGAACACAAGAUUCGAUUUUGAAAGCUAUACGAAAUAAAUAACUUGAAAUCAAUCUGAUCACUUAAAUGAAUACCUCUAUGUAUAAGUCACGGAGUUAGUGUGUUUGCUAUAUUAAAAAUAUUAAUCAUUAUGACCAGUUUAUUAUAGUUAGCAUGUUAUCAUCGGGUCCAACAAUUUAGGGUAUAAGCAUAAAUUUAGGAGAAGCCAUUAAUUAGAAGAGGGCAACGUGUAAUAAAGCCCUUUCUCAUGUGUUGGGCAAUGGGCAUCUAGUUAGCUUUAUUAAAACAAGGUUCUCAUUCGCUCGGUAGUCCCCAUCAUAGGACCGAGUAUUAAAAUUAAUAUUUAUAUGAUAAAAAAAUUGUAUAUUUAAGGUCUAAGCUUGUGUAGUUAGAAACGAGUUGCUUUUCGUUGCAGGAUUUCCUUUUUCUGAGAAUUUUUUUGUAGAUUUUUUUCGAGCCAAGACUCUUUAAACUCAUAUAUUCUCUUUUAUAGGUAUGGGUUGUCGCCUUCUUUUCUUCGUUAGACCCUGAUCAUAAUUUUCUAUGAAUGAGAUACACUGAGUAUGAGGAUGAUGAUUAAAAAAAAAAAAAAAAGCUAAACAAGUGGGACGGAGAUUUGAAAUUAUCAAACAGUAAUGUUAUUGCAUUAGCUAGGUCGUUGUUUACUUGAAUUUUUCUAAUUUUUUUCAUAGUUUACAUCAUAUUGAACUUAUCUCCUUGCAUCUAUAAUUUAAUUGUGUUUCCGUGAAGGUUUCCUCUAAACCAAUUUAAAAAGCCUCAUUGUUGAAGUCUAUCAUAUACGAAUACUUUAAAUUUAUCGGUAAUAAAUAAUAGAGACAGGUGAUAGAAAUUUAUAUAAUUUUGGUACGAACAACGAUAUGCUCAUUAAUUAUCUCAUCUUCUUCAUAAAAUUCAUUAUAAUUUAUUAUCAUUUGAAAAUGUGGUAGUUGGUGAAAACGGAUAUUUGCGAACAAUUUUUUGUGGAACAAAGUUUUAUCCUAUGAGAAUGAUAUAAUAUAUUUCUUGAAAAUUUAUACUAUAAAUCAUUUGCAUUAAUACCAUUUAAUACUGACAACUAAAUAGGUCGUUAGAAUUAUUUAAUUACAAACAGUUGUUUGUACAAAGCAAAUAAAAGUACUCCUAUAUAUUUAAGAACGGGAGAAUAACUUGGUUCUGAGCAGGAGGAGCUCCUAAUACAUGAUCGCAAGCCUGCGCAAAAUUUUAUCUAACAUGUAUGUUUCUGUCUUUUAUCCUUUAUUUUGCGAAAAUAUUUACAUUUUUUUUAUUGGUGUAUAUAAUAUUUAUCAACUUAAAUUAAUUUAGUUUCUCGAUAGUAUGAUCAAAUAUAAUAGUAUAUAUAAUUUGUUAUAAAAAUGAUCAAAAUUUUGUAAGCUUUUAAUAGAAAUGAUAUAAGAUUUACUUGUGAGUUUAUGAAUUAUAUAAAUAGGUAAUUUAUGUAAUAUGGUUGGUUGACUAAAAUUACAAAUUAUGUCUGAUUCGUAUUAUGUAAGUUUGUGUAAAAAAUUUUCAUAUUAUAAGCAAAAUUAAUGAACCUAUCAAUCAUUCUUUCGAAAAAAAGAAAAAACCUAUUUAACAUGUUUAUUAUUCAGGUUUUGGCUUAUUGUAGUAAAUGUGUUGAGAAUACUCAAAAUUAGGCUUUUCAUUUUUGUAUGCUGCGUAAUUCAAAGAAAUACAUAAUUUUAAAUUUGGUGUUUAAUCCACUACACACUAAUCUUUACCCUUUCUUUGAAAAGGUACGAGUAUAGUGUAUCCACUAUUAUUCUUCGACCUUGACUUUAUGCGAAAAUACUAGAUUGAUGAUUUUAUAAAUUUUUUUAAAAUUGAUUAAGAGUCUAUUAAGAAAGUCAACAACUAAUGUUAUGUACCCUUAACUAGGAGUGCCGCCGCUUAAGGCCCAUCAUCCUAUAAACAUUUUAUAGGAGAAGUCUAAUUCGUCUUUAUUAUUUUUUUCAAAUACUUUUAAAGACAAUAAUCCAUCUUCUAUAAGGAGGAUCAACAUCUAUUAUAUUGCCUAGAGUCCACAUCUUCUAUAACGAGCACUUACCUUACUCAAGCGAGCAUUGUGCUCUGACACUGUUUGUUUGCUGCUUCUUCAUUGCCUUAUUCAAGCAACUUGUCAUGCAUUGUCUCGUUCAAGGCAUGGUCCAACACUCUUAGUGAAGUCUCAUAUGCACACCGAUCACCUCAUGUAGCCACCUAAAUCUCAAUGUACCACAAUUCGACACAUAAUCAUUUUCUUUUUCCAAUGUACAACAUAAAGCAUCUUUUAUCGUUAGAAGUUUUGGUACUUGUUUCAACAGUUGAGUUGAACAGUUGAGUUGAUUGUGUUAGAUUUAUUGCAUAAUGUUAUAAGUUUACAUGUAAUCGCCUUUCUGAAGACUAGUCAGGUGAAAUUGCAACAAAAAUACUCAAAACAAAUAAAAAAAUGGGAGGUUAUCAAAGAGAAGAAGAGAUCAACAGCAUGGUUCUAGAAUCUGUUACAAUUCCUUCCCUUCCAAGCCCUCCUCCUUGCAGCACAAGCUUCUCAACUGUAAACACCGAUCCUCAUCGGCGCUUUCAAAGGAGUUGUUCAAGUAUUGAUCAUUAUAAUGUCUUGAAGAACUUUACUCAAAUUGUUGGUAAAUCUGUCUCAUUUUCCAGUUCUUCCUUUGAUUACUCAAAUCAGAGGCUUGAAAGAAGCCGUUCAAGUGUAAUUGAUUAUGAAGAUGCUGAACAGAACUGUCAAACUCGUGAAUCUGUCUCACUCUCCACAUCUUGUCAACAUAUUGAUCAAUUUAGGGAUACUUCUCAUUCGCGCCUGCGACCACGUAUUCCAGCUCAUGGCCGGAGUAAUAAUCGGUGUCUAAUUCAUUCUGUUCGAAGUGUUCCAAGAAUAAUUGAUCCAGAAUUGAGGAUUGAAAUUGUUCGAACGCGUGAGAAUGAAGAUUUGGGGGAAAAUGCUCAAACUCGUGAAUCGUGUUAAGUGCAAGUUUGGCUAAAGAAAAUAAGAUGUAUAGUUAAUUUUCAGUCAUUUUAUUUUAAUCGUAAGGUUUUUAGUUUACGUCAGAUUUUAUAAACAAAGUGUGGCAAUUUAAAAAUAAUCAAGGAAGACCGUGAAUAACAAAUGUGUAGUAUGUAAGUUAUGUGUGAGCAUAAUAAGCUAAUUUUGUAUCUAUCAAGUUUGUCUCUUAAAAUUUGUUAUAUUUAAAUAAAAAAUCUUUAAAAAACAGAAAUAAUUUUACUAUGCGUGUUAGUUAUUUAAUGGGUUUAACUAAACUCAUAUAAAACCCAAAAAAUAAAACAGUGUAGAAAACAAUAGUUAUAAAUAUCUCUCAAUUUCUUGCAUAUG